This is a messenger RNA of Phragmites australis (common reed), 2074 nucleotides long. Its product is annotated as cytochrome P450 714C2-like. The coding region runs from base 154 to 1731 and encodes 525 amino acids. NCBI's taxonomy places the organism in Eukaryota, Viridiplantae, Streptophyta, Magnoliopsida, Poales, Poaceae. The transcript is spliced from 2 exons. Gene Ontology annotation, molecular function: monooxygenase activity; iron ion binding; heme binding. The record is from RefSeq and is a predicted model, not a curated record.
UCUCACCAAACAAACGAGCACCAGCAACAUUCCUCGCUUCAAUUAAUUCACUCGCGUGCCACCUUUCCUUAUCAUCUGUCCCCACCUUAAUUAUCUUGCACUCGUAAGCAUUAUUCGUUGCACUAACACCACGCACGUACGCCACCUAGCUACAUGGAGCUACCAGCAGGUAACCUGGCGUGCGGCGUCGCCAUGGCCAUCCUGCUCUGCUCCUGCAUCUACGCUGCAUGGAUCUCGCCGGCCGCGAUCAGGCGCCGCCUCCGCCGGGCCGGCUUCGACGGGCCGAGACCGUCCUUCCCCUUUGGCAACCUGGCCGAGAUCACGGCCACGCUGGCCACCAAGAACAGAGCUGUACCACUACCCGCGGCGGCGGGCGUGACCAGCGACAUCCACGCCGCCGUGUUCCCGUACUUCGCGCGGUGGCGCGAGGCGUUCGGGAAGGUGUUCGUCUACUGGUUGGGCACAGAGCCCUUCCUGUACGUGGCCAACCCGGAGUUCCUCAAGUCCGCCACCGCCGGCGCGCUCGGCAAGCGCUGGGGCAAGCCCGACGUGUUCCGCCGCGACCGCAUGCCCAUGUUCGGCAGGGGCCUCGUCAUGACCGAGGGCGACGAGUGGGCCCGCCAUCGCCACAUCAUCGCACCCGCCUUCUCCGCCACGAACCUCAACGACAUGAUCGGGCUCAUGCAGGAGACGACCGCAAAGAUGCUCGGGGAGUGGAGCGAGGCGGUGGCGUCAGGCCAGAGCGUAAUCGACGUGGAGAGGGGCAUCGUGAAGAACGCCGCCGAGAUCAUCGCCAAGGCGAGCUUCGGCAUCACCGACGACGAGGGCGGCGCGCAGGUGUUCGAGAAGCUGCAGGCCAUGCAGGCGAUGCUGUUCCGGUCGAACCGCCUGGUCGGCAUGCCGCUGGCGCGGCUGCUGCACGUCCGCAAGACGUACGAGGCGUGGAAGCUCGGGCGGGAGAUCGACGCGCUGCUCCUGGAGAUCAUCGAGGAGCGCCGCCGGCGGCGCCACGGGAGCAGCAACAAGAACAACGGGAAGGACCUUCUGUCGCUGCUGCUGGCCGGGAACGAGGCGAGCGCGGGCGCGGAGAGGAAGCUGACGACGCGGGAGCUGGUGGACGAGUGCAAGACGUUCUUCUUCGGCGGGCACGAGACGACGGCGUUGGCGCUGUCGUGGACGCUGCUGAUGCUGGCGGCGCACCCGGAGUGGCAGGCGGCUCUGCGGGAGGAGGUCCUGGAGGUGGCCGCCGGCGCGGACCUGGACGCGGGCGCGCUGGGCCGGCUGACGAAGAUGGGAUGGGUGAUGAACGAGGUGCUGCGGCUUUACCCGCCGUCGCCGAACGUGCAAAGGCAGGCGCUGGAGGACGUGGCGACGGAGGGGGAGGCGGUGACGAUCCCGCGGGGCACCAACAUGUGGGUGGACGUGGUGGCGAUGCACCACGACGUGGCGCUGUGGGGGCAGGAUGCACACGAGUUCCGGCCGGAGCGGUUCGCGCGGGACCCGGUGCAGGGCGGCUGCCGGCACCGGAUGGGGUUCCUGCCGUUCGGGUUCGGCGGGCGGAUCUGCGUGGGGCGGAACCUGACGGGCAUGGAGUACCGCGUCGUGCUGGCCAUGCUGCUGCGCCGGUUCGAGCUGUCCGUGGCGCCCCAGUACCGGCACGCGCCCAGGAUCAUGCUCUCCCUCAGGCCUUCCAAUGGCAUCCAACUCCGCCUCACGCCGCUCCACAAUUAAUUAAUUAUUCAACCUGAUCGACUUUAUUACUGUAAGUGGAAAUUAUAUAUUAGCUACACCCAUGAAGAAUCGAAUUAGCCUAGACUGAUGCAUGCAUUGAUGGUUAAUUAAUUAAUUCUAUAGCUAGGUGGUGGACUCGUGUGGGAGUAAAGAAUUUGAUGCACCAACAUUUUCAUAGUACUAUUGUUAUUUUUAAUCCUAGAGAUCGAUUGUAUGCCUGGCAGCGCUUGGUUGUUCGAUCGUGUCUGAUACCAAUUAUGGACAAUCUACCGGCUUGUAUUCAGAACUCGGUCGCUCGCGAUUUAGCGGCACCAUCUGGUUAAUGAAAUAUAUUUUUCCAAUU